UUCAUCACCUCUGCCUCUCUCUCCAGGUCUGCCUUUCUUUUUCUGUCUCUCUUCUCAGUUGCCGAUCCAUCUAUCUAUCUCUGCGUGGAGCAAUGGCGGAAAACGCUGCCAUGGAGAAGAAGGCUAUGAUACCGGAGCGUGCCAAGCUGCACUUGGCCAUGUUGGCCUUGCAGUUCGGCUAUGCUGGCUUCCAUGUCGUUUCAAGAGCAGCACUCAACAUGGGGGUCAGCAAAGUCGUGUUUGCAAUAUACAGAAACAUCAUAGCUCUGAUUCUGCUCAUUCCCUUUGCGUACUUCCUGGAGAAGAAGGAGAGGCCGAAGAUCAAUCUCUCAUUCUUGGUCCAGUUCUUCCUCCUAGCUCUAUGCGGGAUUACUGCUAACCAAGGAUUCUAUCUGUUGGGGUUGGAGAAUACAUCCCCAACUUUCGCAUCAGCCAUUCAAAACUCUGUGCCUGCAAUCACAUUUGUCAUGGCAGCAGCACUGGGGCUGGAAAAGGUUCACCUGAACAGGAAGGAUGGGAUAUCCAAGGUACUUGGAACUCUCUUGUGUGUUGGUGGCGCAUCCAUCAUCACUCUAUACAAAGGACCAGUCGUAAUAAAGCCACACCUAACAAGUACAAACAAUGAACUGCUCCUUCUGCUGGAAGGCAAUGGAGGCAAAAACUGGACACUGGGCUGCAUUUUUCUGAUAGGGCACUGCCUUUCUUGGUCCGGCUGGUUGGUGCUGCAAGCACCAGUGCUGAAGAAAUACCCUGCGCGCCUCUCAGUCACCUCCUACACCUGCUUCUUUGGGGUUAUACAGUUCCUCAUCAUUGCAGCAUUCUUAGAGAGAGAUAUCCAGACUUGGAUUAUAAGUUCAGGGGGUGAACUUUUCACCAUUCUAUACGCGGGAUGCGUCGCCUCCGGGAUAGCGUUUGCUGUUCAGAUUUGGUGCAUUGAUAGGGGUGGCCCCGUGUUUGUUGCAGUUUACCAGCCAGUGCAGACCUUAGUUGUCGCAAUCAUGGCCUCCGUUGCAUUGGGUGAACAGUUCUACUUGGGAGGAAUCAUUGGAGCAGUGCUUAUAAUAGCUGGACUGUACCUUGUUCUGUGGGGGAAGAGCGAGGAGAGAAGAAGGGCGAGAGAGAAUGUGAUCAUAGCGGCCAGCAGUGAGAUCAGGAACGAGGUGCAUGGAAUCAGGUGCGUGGAUUCCGGAGCUCAUGAAGUCAUAAAGCACGCCUCCGUGAGAAGCUCUCUCGCCCAGCCGCUUCUCCCACCUUCCUCCACCGAGAACGUUUAGAAGAGGACUGUUCAUGAUGCAGUAAUCGAAACUCUCUCCAGCAACCUUGCUUCCAAGUGUAGGCCAUAUUAUGUAUGUAGCCCUUAAGAGGAGGCUCUUCUUUUUCCUGCUAAUUUUUGUUCCGGAAGGAAGAAAUUAAGUAGUUUGCUCCUGCGUCACACGGACCCUUUAAAUUGCACUGGCGUCAGGUACCGUUAUAUGUUGUCCUUGUUAAAGAAUCAAACAAAGGACGCUCUGUCGCCGUGUUCUUCUGGUCCUGUCCAUGUGAUAUAGGUUUACUUGGCCGCCAACUCUGGCGGCCUCUUAUGUAAAAGCCCUUGCAUUCGCUUGGGCAUGUUCUUGUGUGUUUGUGUAUUUAUUUUGAAAUUAUGCAGGCUUCUCCUCC
This is a messenger RNA of Nymphaea colorata (pocket water lily), 1659 nucleotides long. Its product is annotated as protein WALLS ARE THIN 1-like. The record is from RefSeq and is a predicted model, not a curated record. The transcript is spliced from 6 exons. Bases 93 to 1274 code for a protein of 393 amino acids. Gene Ontology annotation, cellular component: plasma membrane. NCBI's taxonomy places the organism in Eukaryota, Viridiplantae, Streptophyta, Magnoliopsida, Nymphaeales, Nymphaeaceae. Gene Ontology annotation, molecular function: transmembrane transporter activity.